Nymphalis io (European peacock) is the source of this 2790-nucleotide messenger RNA. RefSeq names its product alpha-(1,3)-fucosyltransferase C-like. Gene Ontology annotation, cellular component: membrane. The transcript has 3 exons. Bases 456 to 1730 code for a protein of 424 amino acids. Gene Ontology annotation, molecular function: alpha-(1->3)-fucosyltransferase activity. The record is from RefSeq and is a predicted model, not a curated record. NCBI's taxonomy places the organism in Eukaryota, Metazoa, Arthropoda, Insecta, Lepidoptera, Nymphalidae.
UUCGCCGUGUAUUGACCUUGAAAACGUCAGUUGCCGGGCGUGCGCCGUGCUAGCCCAUGCUCCAUCCGCAGAGAGGGGAUAAAACAUUCAAAACAAAACAAACCCCAAAAUACGAUACGCAAACGCGAGUGAAAGCCGUUAAUAAAUAAUAAAACGAAACAUUAAAUCGACUUCCAUGUUAAUAAUAGUGAAUUAAGUGUUGUUUCCAAGAACAAGUUGUUCCAGAAAUUAUGUUUCGAAUUCAUUGCGCAUGUGUAAACAUACCUUACUAAAUUAAAAAGUCGUGCUUACGGUGAAUCUGCCUGCUGUUCGUUUGGUUGGAUUAUACAGAUACGGAAUGUCAUGGCGUAAUAACAGAUAUAAAUAUCAAAAUUUCAUCGUUCAUUCAAAAAUACCGACAGAAAACUCGUAGAAAGCAAAAAUUAACGAAGCUGUUCGAACAUGACGCGAAGAAGAUGCCUCGGUGCAUAUCCCUGCGCUUGCGCCUCCUGACGUCAUUAAGACAAUUACUAUCGAUAAGAUCACUGCUAAUUAUAACAUGUAUUAGUUUUACGAUAUCUUUUAUUUGGAUCCAGUUGGUAGAAAAGGAUAAUUUAAUUAUUGAUAAUGAAAGUUUAGUUAACGAAGCACUCGAAAAUGUCGCCCGCGACCAUAGAUACGCAGAAGUAUACAGGAAAGUGGACAGAUUGCAAAAAGAUGUUAAAUACAUACUCCUUUGGACGCCACAUAACUUUGCACCGUUUUAUUAUUUCGGUGACGGUCAAAGAGCGUUUAUCGAUAAAAACUGUUCAAAUAUAAACUGCUACGUCACGAGCGAUCGAAAUUUUUUCCAUGGAGACACAUCAAAGUUUGAUGCAAUAGCUUUUAAUGGGCGAAAUAUCGAUACUCUUACUAAAUCACAAUUACCAAAGGUCCGUUCACAACGUCAAAAAUUUAUAUACUUUAACAUGGAAUCAGCUGAUAAUUACCCCGUUUGCGAUGAUAUGUUUGAUGGCUUCUUCAAUUGGACUUCGACAUACAGAUUAGAUUCAGAUAUACCAUACCCUUACAUUCAAAUAAGAAAUUCUAACGGAGAAAUUGUUGGCCCACGAGAAAAAAUGAACUGGGUUAGGAGCAAUACCUUAAAUGAUGAAUACUUACAAACAAAAUUACAAAACAAGAGCAAGGCUGUUGCUUGGUUUGUGUCACACUGCUCAAGUAGAAGUGGUAGAAGAGAAUAUGCUAAUCAGUUAAGAAGAGCGCUGCGCGCUCAUGGCUUGACGCUUGAUAUAUACGGAGCAUGUGGACCACUAAAAUGUCCACGAAAUCGGAAGAACAGUUGCGAUUCCAUCUUAGAAAGUGAUUAUUUUUUCUAUCUUUCGUUUGAAAAUUCGUUAGCGAAGGAUUAUGUAACGGAGAAACUUCUAACAGCAUUGCAGCACGAUUCGGUUCCUAUUGUUCUUGGUGGUGCUGAUUACUCAAGAUUUCUUCCACCUGGAUCUUAUUUAAACGCUCGUAGUACAACACCUACUGCCUUGGCAAAUAUGAUAGCUAAGCUUAUGUUGAGCAAAGAAUACUAUCAAUUCUUCUUAUGGAAGUCUUCCUACACAUACUAUGAUCCGACCGAAACAAAUAACGUCUGCGCCGUUUGUGCAGCACUUCACAAUAAGGAAAUGUUUGAAACACCAAGUGUUUAUAGGAAGUUAAGAAGAUGGUGGCAUCCAAAUUAUGAUGAUAGAUGCUACACGUGAUAUAUUUUAUACAUUCUAUAAUAAUUUAUAGAUUAUAGUGUAUAUACCAUCACUGCCAAAUCUUUAGGAUAAGUUCCUGUUUUAAGUAAUUCUUUACUUAGGGCUUUGUGCAAGUCCGUCUGGAUAGGUACUAUCCACUCAUCAGAUAUUUUAUCGUCAGUGUUCCGAUUUGAACGGCGACUGAACAAGUUUUACUACAUGCACAAGGGACAUGAUAUCUUAUUUCCCAAGGUUGGUGACGCAUUGGCUUAAUUUGUGUUUAUAAUUCAUCUUGUGCUUAACGGUGAAGGAAAACAUCGUGAGGAAACCUGCAUGUGUCUAAUUUCAUUGAAAUUCUGCCACAUGUGUAUUCUACCAACCCGCAUUGGAGCAGCGUGGUGGAAUAAGCUCCAAACCUUCUCCUCAAAAGGGAGAGGAGGCCUUAGCCCAGCAGUGGGACAUUAACAGGCUGUUACUGUACUGUACUGUAUUAGCAAAUCGCAUGGAAUAUUUAAAUGUAAGGUUUGUUUAUGUUUACUCCUUUGAUUGGAAUAGGCUAUACUAAUAUUAUAAAUACGAAGUUCUCAUUUUUGUUUAACACAACAAUGGAGCAAGCAAUCGAUUUGAUGUAUUGCAUAGUGAUACUUUAUAAGUCGGAUAGAUUUUAUUCCGAAAAAUAUCAUGGGUAUAAAAAAAACUAAAUUCAUGAGUCCAAUUUUUUGGUCAGUUUUAAAGCUUAAUCUUAAAGACUUAUUUUUUUCAUUACUUAUAUUAAGUGUACUUAAAUUAUUAAGACGUAGCACUAGUUUGUAAAUAAUUAUUUUGUGUGUGUGUGUGUGUGUGUUUUUUAAAGUGGUGAGUCGAUUAGUGACAAUGGGUGCUAAAAAUGAAUAGAUUUAUAUAAUUAUAUAUGUAUGUUAUAAUACUGUUAAAUAUUUGUUAUUGUGUGAUGCUUUAUUGUUCUCAAUAAUAAUAAUAAUAUAUAUUUUUAAUUCUAAGCAGUUACAUUCAUUUCAAUUUUGUUUCGUUCCUAGUGUACAUUUUCUCGUGUCAUUGGCAUCAAAGUGCGCAUUUUAUAUAA